AUGAUGAGCAGCAGGACGAGUGCGAUUGUCGCCGGGGUAUGUGGAGUAGUGUUUGUAGCCUAUUGUUUUUACUUUGACAAAAAGCGACGGAGUGAUCCAGACUUCAAGCAGAAACUACGCGAACGUCGAAGAAAACAGAAAACAUCCACAGAGAAGUCUGGACUGGCAAAGCUUCCAGAUCUUAAAGACGCUGAAGCUGUUCAGAAGUUCUUCCUGGAGGAGAUCCAGCUCGGAGAAGAGCUGCUGUCUCAAGGUGAAUUUGAGAAGGGUGUAGACCACCUGACCAAUGCCAUUGCAGUAUGUGGCCAGCCUCAGCAGCUUCUCCAAGUGCUUCAGCAGACCCUGCCCCCUCCAGUCUUCCAGAUGCUGCUCACAAAGCUCCCCAGUAUCAGCCAGCGUAUCAUCAGUGCCCAGUCUUUAUCAGAAGAUGACGUUGAAUGA
Messenger RNA from Knipowitschia caucasica, 441 nucleotides. The record is from the annotation of a GenBank genome assembly. NCBI's taxonomy places the organism in Eukaryota, Metazoa, Chordata, Actinopteri, Gobiiformes, Gobiidae.